Molecule: messenger RNA, 939 nt
Organism: Helicoverpa armigera (cotton bollworm)
Lineage: Eukaryota; Metazoa; Arthropoda; Insecta; Lepidoptera; Noctuidae
Product: ejaculatory bulb-specific protein 3-like
Exons: 3
Coding region: 63-431 (122 amino acids)
Source: RefSeq, a predicted model, not a curated record
CGGUUCUAUUGGAUUGAAGUGAUUUUGAAAAGUGUAGUUGGAAAAGUUCCGUGGUUAUAAAUAUGAAGUUCAUUCUCAUAGCUAUGGCCAUUGCCCUGGUCUGCGCAUACGCCGAGGAGUACCCCAACAAGUAUGAUAACAUGAACUUGGAUGAGGUGCUGGGUAACAAGAGACUGCUGAACGGGUACAUGAAGUGUGCUCUCGAUAAAGGUCCUUGCACCGCUGAGGGGAGGGAUCUUAAAUAUUACAUUUCCGACGGCCUCAAGACUGGCUGUUCCAAAUGCACCGCCCGUCAACGCAAAGGCAUCAAAAAGGUGAUGAAACACCUGAUCAAGCAUGAGCCUGAAUAUUGGAAGCAAGCAGUCGACAAAUACGACCCUGAUAGACUUUAUACUAAAAUGUAUGAGAAGGAGGUUGAGUCAUGGUCGUGAGUUUUGAAUUUGGAAAAAGAUACUGGCCUUUUGCGACGGUUAACAUAAAAAAAUAAAAAAAAUAGUAAUACCUUUUUGGUGUUUUCCAACGCUUUUGAGCUUCAUAAUAUGGGUAAAUUGAUCCAAGGGUAACGAAAUUAUCGAAAGUAAGAAAAAUAAUUUAUUGUUUAGGAAAAUAUCUUAAUUUCUAUAAAAUUUUACUCGGAUAAACGUCGCAAUUGUCUGAAAUUAAUGAGCUUAUAUACCGAUUCUUAGAUAAGGAUUAUAAUAAUAAUUAAUCUAGGUCUUCCGACAUUUUGUUUAAUUAAUCGCUGUAAAUCUCGCUUACUGUCUCUUAUAAUUUUGUUUGCUUUUUCUCUGUUUUGUUGCCCUUCUUUUACUAACUUACCUCCUUCCUUAGAUUCAUUUGGAACUUUCAUGUACUUAUUCGAUUAUUUUGUCUUUGCAAGCUUUAAUUUUUUUUUACGAAAUCACUUUGAUGUAACUAAAACUCUUUUUAAUAAAAGGU